CUCGCAACACAUCGACUGGAGAAGGCCACGUGACCGCACACCCCGACCACUGAUUGGUCAGGGUGGAUAGAGGGCGUGCCGACGGUGGCGGCGUGCGUUUGCCUAUGUGACACAAUUACAACAACUUUGAGCUGAUGGUUGGGGAAGUUUGCGAUAUUACUAAGUAACACUCACUCCUAAAACCCAACAUUACAUCAACUUCAUGCACACACUGGCACUGGAAUACACGCUGUGUUUUGAUGUACAAUGAGGAGUGUGGAACGUAACUUGAAGGGAUCAUUUCCUUGAGGAUUUGGCAAGAAUUACGCGACGCCCCGUUUUAGUCCUGGAUAGGUGUGCAUCACUUUUCGUUGUUACUGCAUUUUGCCGGAGUUACUCGGUCCCGUCGAUUUGACCAUUUCUUUUCCAUGAAAUCGUGCGGAGUGUCGCUCACCGCCGCUGCAUCUGCUGCUGCCCGGAGCCUCGGCGUUGCUGCUGGUAAUGACGAGGAGAAAAUGGCGUCGGGAACAGCGACCGAUAUCGAAGAGGACUUUCCGAAGCUAACAGCGCAAGAAAAAGAGAGCUUGGUCGGAUCUGACAGUUCACUGUUUGGAUUUCACAGGCUUCAAGAAGAUGGCGCCAGAACGAAGGCCUUGCUGUUAAAGGCUGUUCGCUGCUAUGAUGCCCUCAUCCUGAAAGCAGAGGGGAAAGUGGACCCUGACAUUUUCUGUCAGCUGGGCCACUUCAACCUCCUGCUGGAGGACUAUACAAAAGCAUUAUCUGCAUACCAGAGGUACUUCAGUUUACAGUCGGACUACUGGAAGAAUGCUGCCUUUUUAUAUGGCCUUGGCAUGGUAUACUUCCAUUACAACGCAUUUCAGUGGGCAAUCAAGGCGUUCCAGGAGGUGCUUUACAUCGACCCCGGCUUCUCGAGAAGUAAAGAGAUUCACCUGAGACUGGGACUCAUGUUUAAAGCCAACACAGACUACGAGUCAAGCCUAAAGCAUUUUCAGCUGGCUUUGAUCGACUCCAAUCUCUGCACUUUGUCCAAAGCUGAAAUUCAGUUCCACAUUGCUCAUUUGUAUGAGAUCCAGAAGAAGCACAGAGCGGCGAAAGAAGCGUAUGAAAGUCUGUUGCAGACGGAGAAUCUCCCUGCGCAGGUGAAGGCGACCACACUGCAACAACUUGGCUGGAUGCAUCACACGGUGGAGCAGCUGGGGGAUAAAGGCACCAAGGACAGCUAUGCCAUCCAGUGUCUGCAGAAGUCUUUAGAAGCAGACCCAAACUCUGGCCAGUCGUGGUACUUUCUCGGCAGGUGCUACUCCAGUAUUGGGAAGGUGCAGGAUGCCUUCAUCUCUUACCGUCAGUCCAUUGAUAAGUCGGAGGCCAGUGCUGACACCUGGUGCUCCAUAGGGGUGCUCUACCAGCAGCAGAACCAGCCUAUGGAUGCACUGCAGGCCUACAUCUGCGCUGUUCAACUGGACCACAGCCACGCAGCCGCCUGGAUGGACCUGGGCACCCUCUACGAAUCCUGCGGCCAGCCGCACGACGCCAUCAAGUGCUACAUCAACGCUACGCGCAGCAAGGCCUGCCUCAACACUGCUGCACUCACGCAACGCAUUAAGCUGCUGCAGGCUCAGUUGUGUAACCUACAGCCAGAUAGUCUGCAGAAUAAGAGUAAAAUGCUUCCUAGUAUUGAGGAGGCGUGGAGCCUCCCCAUUCCUGCUGAGCUCACGUCCAGGCAGGGGGCCUUGAACACUGCACAGGCACAGCAGGCCUGUAAGGGGGAGGGAGGCCAGUCGGCCAGCAAUCACACAGACCCACAGGCCAGUCCUGCCAAGAGGAAACGCACUGCCAGCCCAGCUAAGGGUGUUGCAGACUCGUUGGCAAACCGCUCCAAUCAACAGCAGAUCCCCAGCUGGUACCUAACGCCCCAGAAGCUUCAGCAUCUGGAUCUCUUGCGGACCAACCGAGCAAACCUCAAGCCCCCCCAGGUGCAGAUGCUGGAGCAGCUGGAGAACCAGUUCUCCCUCAUGCAGCAACAUCAGCAGCAGCAGCAGAUGAGGCAGCAGGCAGCAGCGAGUGGCCAGCCGCGGCCCAGCCUUCCCAACGGUCCUUUGGCUGAGUCCCCUCACCACCACGCAGGCCUCUCCCGCGCCUCCCCCCUCAAUCACACAGCCAUCCGGCCCCCGUGUGUCCCCCAGCCCACAGCCAACGGAUCCUGUUCUUCAAGUCCUUCAGCCGGGCCGCUGGGACACCUGGACAAAAACCACACGCUGGGACUGGGAGGUGGCGGCGCGAGCAACGGAAACGUGCCUUACCCGCAGCAGAACUCUCUACCUCACAACUGCACAGCCGCCAGUCACCCAAGCACCAGCAGCACUACUAGUAGUCCCAGUCACGCCGACGAGACAUGGAGGAGCCAACAACGCAACACUACCACUCAGGGGCUUCAAAAAGGUCCAGGUUCCCAUUCGGCAGGUCCCAAUGGAGAACCCCCUUGCUCUUCCUCGUCCUCCUCCCCUCAGACCUCGUUCUCUUCCUCUGGCCUUCUGAAUCAGGUCGGACAUUCCUCUGGGCCCUGCACGGUCUCCUCCUCAGCCUCCUCUCUGUCCCCCACCUCCCCCCAGACCACGCCCAACCACUUGUCCUCGCCCCCCCACGCCGCUACUACCUCAGGGCUCCACACCAAAGACGCCACGCCUUCAGGGGGCAACACCGGCAGCAACGCCGCUGCAGCCGCCACUUUCCCAUCAGGUCCGGAGGCCGCCGUCAGGCAUUCCACGGGGACGCCCCGAAGUCCCGGCACCGCCCCCGCACAGGGACUGACUAAUCACGUCCAGCCGCGGGGGACGGAUGGCUCUCCCGCCCCCGGCGUGCUCAGUUCGGACAAUCCUCAGCUCUCAGCCUUGCUAAAGGGAAAAGCCAAUACCACCAGUAACGACGACAACAAUAACUCCAGUAACCACGGAGGGCCUUCCUCGGAGAAAAUCAACAACGUCCACCCGGGUCUCCACGGUGCCGCCAAGCCAACGUCGGAGCAGCCGGUGGCCUCCUCGCCGCGUUUAGCCGCUGCCACUCCCUCGCCGCGCUCGGCGCACCCUCACACCGCCAACAGCCUCUCCUGCCUUAACAGCCCGUCCACGACCAACAACCAGGGGCCCACCGUCAACGGGAAGGGGCCCGAGGACUCCCAGAGCCCACUGAAGGCGGAGCCUUCCGGAGGAGCUCAGAGACACGGCGUCCCUGCUGGUCUGGCGCCCUGGUCCUCGGUCUCCAUCUACCCCAGCUCCAGCGAGGUGCUCAAAGCAUGCAGGAACCUGGGGAAGAACGGCCUGUCGACGAGCAGCAUCCUCCUGGACAAGUGUCCCCCGCCACGGCCCCCCCGCCCGCCCUCUCCUCCGCUGCCAAAGGACAAACUCAAUCCCCCAACACCCAGUAUUUAUCUAGAAAACAAGAGGGACGCCUUCUUCCCUCCCCUCCACCAGUUCUGCACCAACCCUUCCAACCCGGUCACCGUCAUCCGAGGGCUGGCUGGAGCGCUCAAACUAGAUCUGGGCCUGUUCUCCACGAAGACGUUGGUGGAGGCCAACCCGGACCAUCUGGUGGAGGUGCGGACCCAGCUGGCUCAGCCCACCGACGAGAACUGGGACCCCAGCGGCAGCAGGAAGAUGUGGCGCUGCGAGAGCAGUCGCUCCCACACCACUGUCAUCAAAUACGCCCAGUACCAGGCCUCGUCCUUCCAGGAGUCUCUGCGGGAGGAGAAUGAGAAGAAGAAGGAGGUGGAAACAGAAGCAGGUUCCUCAGAUAGUGCGAUGCGGCGAAGGAAAGGGUCUUUCAAACACCUAAAGUUUGGCACGAACAUCGACCUCUCUGAUGAAAAGAAGUGGAAACAGCAGCUUCAGGAGUUGUCCAAACUGCCGGCGUUUGCCCGCGUGGUGUCAGCCGGUAACCUGCUCAGCCACGUAGGACACACCAUCCUGGGCAUGAACACGGUCCAGCUCUACAUGAAGGUGCCAGGCAGCCGCACACCAGGUCACCAAGAGAACAACAAUUUCUGUUCCGUCAACAUCAACAUCGGUCCCGGGGACUGCGAGUGGUUCGCCGUGCCGGAAACGUACUGGGGCGUCAUCAACGACUUCUGUGAAAUGAACAACAUCAACUUCCUGAUGGGCUCCUGGUGGCCCAACCUGGAGGACCUGUACGAGACCAACGUGCCCGUUUACCGGUUCAUCCAGCGUCCCGGGGACCUGGUGUGGCUCAACACAGGCACCAUCCACUGGGUGCAGGCCAUCGGCUGGUGCAACAACAUUGCGUGGAACGUCGGGCCCCUCACAGCACAUCAGUAUAAGCUGGCGGUGGAGCGCUACGAGUGGAACAAGCUGCAGAGUGUCAAAUCCAUCGUUCCCAUGAUCCACCUCUCCUGGAACAUGGCCAGGAACAUCAAAGUGUCGGACCACAGGCUCUUUGAGAUGAUCAAGUACUGUUUGUUACGGACUCUGAAGCAGUGUCAGAUGCAGCGGGAGCUGCUGCUGGCUGCUGGGAAAGACCUGGUGUGGCACGGGAGGACCCAGAGCGAGCCGGCACAUUACUGCAGCAUCUGUGAGGUGGAGGUGUUCGACCUGCUGUUUGUCACCACGGAGAGCAACAGCAGGAAGACGUACGUGGUGCACUGCCAGGACUGCGCCCGUCGGGGGAGUGCCGACCUGGACAACUUUGUGGUGCUGGAGCAGUACAAGAUCGAGGACCUCAUGCACGUUUAUGACCAGUUCACACUCGUAAGUAACGGCUGCACCGGUCCCGUUCCGAGCCGAGCGGAUCCGUUUAAACACAGAGGAGACCUGUGACGAUGAUGAUGAUGAUGAUGAAGUCCGAGAGCUCAGUGUGUUCUUCCCCGUAUCUUGUCUGCAGGCCAGUCCGCUGCCUUCCUCCUCUUG
Messenger RNA from Perca flavescens (yellow perch), 4916 nucleotides. It is a transcript of the gene kdm6a, whose product is annotated as lysine (K)-specific demethylase 6A. Lineage: Eukaryota; Metazoa; Chordata; Actinopteri; Perciformes; Percidae. The transcript has 29 exons. Gene Ontology annotation, molecular function: histone H3K27me2/H3K27me3 demethylase activity; chromatin DNA binding; RNA polymerase II cis-regulatory region sequence-specific DNA binding. Bases 408 to 4826 code for a protein of 1472 amino acids. Gene Ontology annotation, biological process: regulation of gene expression; heart development. The record is from RefSeq and is a predicted model, not a curated record. Gene Ontology annotation, cellular component: MLL3/4 complex.